Molecule: messenger RNA, 8167 nt
Organism: Etheostoma spectabile (orangethroat darter)
Lineage: Eukaryota; Metazoa; Chordata; Actinopteri; Perciformes; Percidae
Gene: tnr
Product: tenascin R (restrictin, janusin)
Exons: 36
Coding region: 985-5184 (1399 amino acids)
Molecular function (GO): protein binding
Source: RefSeq, a predicted model, not a curated record
ACUAGCUUGCUAGCUAGCUAGCUACACUACUCGCAUGGUAUUGGAACAAGAUUGGGUUUUCUUCUUUUUUUUUCAGGAAAUAUUGCUAAGAUGCUUGCUUUACCUCUGCUGACGGUGCCAACUCAAAUCCUGGAGCAAAGUCACAUCACAGCUUCAUGUUCUCUCUGUGUGAGGCAGAGUGAGCGGCGGGGAGGAGAGAGCACAUCUGAGUCUCGGGGUAUCAGCAGGACCACGUACCACUUGGCCCGAGAGAUCGAUGCAUUUAUGCCAAGCCACACAGGAAGGGUGAGUGGCCCGCAGGACGUCCGUGUACUGCCUCAAGAGUGAAGAGAGAGAGAGAGAGAGAGAGGGAAGAAGAUUAUCCAAGGCCAAUUUAAAGGCUUUCAGCUGGUCACUCGGAGCAGUGUGUUGGAAACUCUGGAGUGAGCAGAGACGUCUUGUGGAUGUUUCAAGGACACCAAAGUCAGCGUGAAGGAGGAAGACGAGAACAUCGUAGUGCGGAAAGACUCUCGGCCAAGUCUGUUUUUAUAUCUUUUGGGGCUGGGACUGGAGCGGGGAAAGGAGUCCACCACCUACUGGUGCUGUUACUGCUGGGUCAAAGGAGAGACAAUUUAGGAUGCCCAGUGGUCAUAAACCAGAGCACAAGAGGAGGGUUAAGUGGAGAGGUUGAGUUGAAGCCCAGUGAGAGACAGGAGAGUUGAAUACAGUUCAUGGGCCAAGACCGCAGAUAGGAAUCAUCGUGAUGCUGAUGCACAAUGUCAAGUGAAGCUGCACAUUAGAGACAACACUGCACUUGAGAUUUUGGAUAAACUUGGUGAGCUGCAGCCCAGAAGACCAACACUAAAAGGAUCAACUCUGGUGGGUGCCCUCAAGGUGCAGAGUCGGACAGAGAACAAAGCACUCACAGAAAAGGGGCUUAUUGUGCAUCUAUCAACCUGAAGCACAUCUAAUCAGACAAUUAGCCCUCAUCUUUGGCUAAUUUCCAUGUGUGUGUGGACAGCAGUGGUGAGGUUUGUUCCCAGCAUGCAUCUGGCACAGCAACAUAACAGGGCCGCUGUGCCCACAGCAGGCUGGAUCCUAGUUUUGGCUCUGUUUCUUCCUCUACAGGGUGCCGGUCAUGCUGCUCCAUCAGGAGAAAACAAGCUGGUUCGUACCACCAGAGUGAGAAGACAGAUCCCAGGGGGGAAUCAGCCCCCCUUUGCUCCCUCAGCCAAUGAAACACUGCGGGAGCAACCUGUGAUAUUUAACCACGUGUACAACAUCAAUGUACCCUUGGAGUCUCUGUGCUCUGUUGACCUGGAUGCCUCCGCGCCACCUGCCCCAGGUGAUGGUUCUCGUGCUGAGUUGGGGUCCACACCUUCUGUAGAUGGUCCAAUGGAUCAAAAUGGACCAACAGAAUACACUGAGCAGACGCUGGAUGCUGACAGCCAGGUAACAUUUACUCACCGCAUCAACAUCCCAAAAGCUGCAUGUGGUUGUCCAGCAACAGCCACAAUCCAGCAACUUGCCACCAGGGUGGAGAUGCUAGAGAGAGAAGUUUCCAUGCUCAGAGCUCAGUGUGGGUCUGGAUGCUGUGGGGAGAACUCAGCCAUGGGUCAUAUGGACUUUGUCCCAGGCUGCAGUGGCCAUGGCAGCUUCAGCUUUGACCUGUGUGGCUGCAUCUGUGAGGAAGGAUGGUCCGGCAAAAACUGUUCGGAGCCUCGCUGCCCGGACGACUGCUCCGGCCAGGGGGUGUGCGUGGAAGGGGAGUGCGUGUGUGACCGCGACUUUGGAGGCGACAACUGCUCAGAGCCGCGGUGCCCUUCAGACUGCUCGGGUCGCGGGCUGUGUAUUGACGGAGAGUGUGUGUGUGAAGAGUCCUUCACUGGUGAAGACUGCAUGGUCGGGAGGUGUCUUAAUGACUGCUCGGAUCAGGGGCUGUGCAUCAAUGGGACGUGCCAGUGCAGGCCUGGGUACGUGGGAGAGGACUGCUCGCUGGUCUACUGUGCCAACAACUGCAGCAAGAAGGGAGUCUGCAAGGAGGGAUUCUGUGUCUGCCAGGAUGGAUUUGCAGGAGAUGACUGCAACUCUGUGGCACCGGCCAUGAACGUGAAGAUACGAGGCGUGACUGAUAACACUGUUGAGGUGGAGUGGGAGGGGUCAGUUGUGAUGACAGAUUUCUUAGUGACCUACACACCAAGCAGCCCUGGAGGUGUGCAACUUGAGAUAAGGAUUCCCGGUAAUACCACCACCUGCACUAUCUCAGGCCUGGAGGCGGGCAUGGAGUACAACAUCAACGUGUUCGCUGUCAUUAACAACAGUAUCAGCGUCCCUGCCAGCAUUACUGUUUCGACCUAUCUCUCCAAUCCAGGUGGUUUAGUCUUCAAAUCUAUCACAGAGACGUCGGUGGAGGUCCAGUGGUUACCCUUCUACUAUUCCUUCGAUGGAUGGGAGAUCAGCUUCAUCCCUAAGGACAAUGAUGGAGGGAUGACUGCACAGCUGCCCAGCACCAUCACUUACUUUUUGCAGACUGGUUUGAGACCAGGGGAGGAGUAUACCAUUAACCUGGUGGCACUCCGAGACCAGGGUCGAAGCCAGCCAGUCACUGCCACUGUCACAACAUUGAUUGAUGGCCCCACUCAGCUGAUUGUGCGGGACGUGUCAGACACCGUAGCGUUUGUGGAGUGGACACCACCCAAAGCAAAGAUUGAUCAGAUCGUGUUACGUUACGGCCUGGUGGGAGGAGAGGGUCCACGGACCACCUUCCGCCUCCAGCCCACACUCAGCCAGUACUCCCUGCAGGUUUUGCGUCCUGGCUCGCGUUACGAGGUGUCUGUGAGCGGAGUGAGAAAAGGAAAUGAAAGCGGAUCCAUUUCCACCGAAUUUACUACCGCUUUAUCGUUCUUCUCAGAGAUCGAUGCCCCCAAGAACCUGCGGCUUUUGUCCAAGACCUCCACCACCCUGGAGCUUGAAUGGGAAAACAGUGAGGCCGAGGUGGAGGGCUACCAGGUGGUGUACAGCACUUUAGCAGGAGACCAGUAUGAUAAAGUCAUUGUACCACGCAAUGAGGGAGCCACCACUAAGACCUCCCUCACAGACCUGCUGCCAGGCACAGAGUACGGCAUCGGCAUUUCUGCUAUGAAAGGUAGCAACCAGAGUACACCAGCAACAAUGAACGCCAGGACGGGUCUGGAUGUGCCCAUGGAUCUAACUGUGACGGCUUCUACAGACAACACCAUCUCUCUGGUGUGGGGCGUGGUCCAGGGCCCCAUCGACCAUUACAAGAUCACCUAUACAUCCUCCUCUGGCGUUGCUACUGAGCUGACGGUGCCUAAAGAUGUAACCACCACCACUCUGAUGGACCUCGAGCCUGGGACUGAGUACACCAUCACUGUGGCAGCAAGAAGAGGAAGGCAACAGAGCAAUGCAGCAACCAUAGAUGCCUUCACAGGAAUCAGGCCCGUAACCCACCUGUACUUGUCAGAGGUGACUUCCGACUCAGUGUCGGUGGCGUGGAGCGCCCCAGCACCGCCUGCUGACCUCUUCAUCCUGAGCUACAGCUCUGCAGACGGGACCGACACCUCUAAGGUGACGCUGGACGGCUCCAAGACGAGGUCACUGGUCCUGGGGCUGCUUCCUUCUACUCAGUACACCGUCAGCCUAAUCACAAUACAGGGGGACAUUACCUCUGAGCCCAUUACAGCAUCACUCACUACAGGCAUGGACCCACCAAAAGAGAUGACCGUGUCAGAUGUGACCGAAGACGCAGUGACUAUCUCUUGGAUCAGACCACUGGCCCCAUUUGAAUACUAUAAGCUUUCCUACCAAUCAGCCAGAGGUCGAGUGGACAGCGAGGUGGUUUACAGCGAUGUGACCAACUACACCUUGUCAAGCCUGUUUCCUGCCACAGAAUACGAAAUCAGCCUCAACGCUGUCAGAGGGAGUCAGGAGAGCAAAGUGGUCAGCACCUCCGUCUUCACAGCGAUGGACAUGCCAGCUGAGUUGACAGCUCUCAACAUCACUCCACAAGGAGCCCUGCUGAGAUGGAAUCCACCCGUUUCCAGUGUCGACAACUACGUUCUGACCCUCACACACAACCAGAUGACAGCUGACACUUUCCUUGUGGAAGGCAACAAGCAGGAGCACCAGCUGUCCAAACUUAAGCCAAGCACCACCUACUCUGUAGCACUCUACGCCACCAAAGGACCCCUCACCAGCGGCACCGUCAUCACCAACCUCCAAACACCCAUGGACGCACCCCUGAACCUGACAGCCAGUGAAGUGAAUCACCGCAGCGCUCUCAUCUCCUGGCAACCGCCAAUCGCAGAAAUUGACAACUACAUGCUUACCUACAAGUCAACCGACGGCAGCCGCAAAGAGCUGAUCCUGGAUGCAGAGGACACCUGGAUUCGACUGGAGGGACUGGCUGAGACCACAGAGUACACUGUCAAGCUCCAGGCUGCAAGAGGACUUGACACCAGCGCUGUAGUCUCCACUACCUUCACUACAGGGAGUCGUCUGUUUGCAACACCUCAGAAUUGUGCCCAACACCUGCUGAAUGGAGAGACGCUGAGCGGCGUCUACACCAUUUACAUCAACAGAGACCCCAGCCAGGGCGUGCAGGUGUACUGCGACAUGACCACUGAUGAAGGAGGCUGGAUUGUAUUCCAGCGUCGUCAGAACGGCCUGACAGACUUUUCCAGGAAGUGGAGUGACUAUCGGGUCGGCUUUGGAAACCUGGAGGAUGAAUUCUGGCUUGGUCUUGACAACAUCCAGAGGCUUGCUGCUCAGGGCCGUUAUGAGAUGAGAAUUGACAUGAGGGACGGACAGGAGUCAGUCUACGCCAAUUAUGACAAAUUCUCCCUUGGAGAUGCAAGAAAUCUCUACAAGCUCAGGAUAGGAGAGUACAAUGGCACUGCUGGUGACUCUCUGAGCUACCACCAGGGCCGGCCCUUCUCCACAAAAGACAGAGACAAUGACAUCGCUGUCACUAACUGUGCCUUGUCUUACAAGGGAGCCUGGUGGUACAAGAACUGCCACCGGGCCAACCUCAACGGCAAAUACGGCGAGUCCAGACACAGUCAGGGUAUUAACUGGUACCACUGGAAAGGCCAUGAGUUCUCUAUUCCCUUCGUGGAGAUGAAGAUGAGGCCAUUCAACUUCCGUAGCAUCAGCAGCAAGAGGAGGCGGUCUGCCCCUGUAUAAACAACGCGCCUCCACCCAGCCCAGAGUCAUAGAUAGAUGGAGUUCGGACGAUGUUCCCUGAUGUGUUUCUGCUAUCUGUGAGCCUCACUGAUCCGCUCUGUAAUGCCUUUUAGUGAGGCUGCAAAGAAAAAGAGGGUUGUGACAAGAAAGCUACUAAUAUUUUAUUAUAUUCAGUUGUAAAAUAAUAAAACCUUUUAUUAUUAACAUACUACCAAUACACAUUAUAACUAUGGAUGAGAUCAUGAAAUAGCAGAGAGGGUGAAACAAUGUCCGAACUCAGGUUGUCUCUGCCCAGCUUUAGCUGUCUUUCCCUGCUGUACUUCUACCCAGAUGAUAGAGGACACUGUAAUGUAAUUUAUUAAAUACUUUGAAUGACAAUGGUUUUAUUUCCUGUAAAAAAAAAGGAAAGACAAAGCAAGCUUUUCUCUCCUUUUAAGUCUGUGAUUUGCCUUUCCCUGGGAUGCAAGGAAAUGUGCUCAGAAAUGCCCUUAAGACUGCGAUAGCUAACGUUAUUUUAACUGUUACAAAAUAAUAACACUUUUAACGAAAAAAUAUACUGCAUAUGCCCUUAAAACGCUUAACUGUAAGAUAUAUAUAUAUUUUUAUAACUGAAAUUGUGACAAAAGUCCAUCUAUUUAAUAUGAUUUGAUACCUUGGUUUUUGAGCCCAUAUUAAGGUAUGUUAUCCUAAAACAUGAUGACAAAUACUGGACAUACGAGAUUAAAAUUAACAUCAAAAAGCAAAUUGAACAUCCAGUAUCAUCAUUCACAAAGUAUUGCACCAGCAACAGCUUUAUUACCAUCUAUUUUUUUUUUCUCUGUCUAUGUAACUGUUGAUUCCUUUGUGUUAAUUAUGAAAUCAUUAAUAUUGAACUUUAUUAUUAUUGGUAGCCACACUGGGACAGUAUUUGCACUACGAGAGGGAACACAGCAAACCUAUUGUUCAUUUAAUUCAGUUAUUUCCUUAGUAGUUCAUGGGCAUUUAAAUAUGUCCUGUUUUUUUUUUUUUUUCGAGAAAAUUACAAGUGCUUAAUAUCUGUGUCACCCCUGUUGUAGAUGCUGUGGUUGCUUGCAGAGAUGGUGCUGAUAGGUGGAACAUGUAACCAAAGAUCUGCAUAAUAAAGACUACCUGCUGUUUGGAAAGAUGCCAGUCAGCUCGGUCACUAAAGUCACUGAAGCAGCUUUUUCCUGUAUUAAUCGAUUCUCACUUUUCAGGGACUUUUAUGGUAAUCAUGUCCCCUGGCGUUAUGCGUUAUGCAAUGUGAACACUAAAUCUAUUCUAAAGAAAGUCAGGGUGGGCAUAGUGGCCGUCACUUGAACACACACACACACACACACACACACAGACACACACACACUGCUAGCUGAAAUGAACUUAACAAAGAAAGCAGAACAGUGGGUGGAGUGGAGCCAAGUCUUUCGUCUGUGCCCUUUUACUCGCUUCACUAUUUAAGCACCCCCAGUGAAACAACAAAUUCAGCAAACAUGGCAGAGAAUGUAUUUUUUUAGUAGGGCAGGUGUAAUCUGCAGCAUGCCCACCAAGAUUUAUUCCAUUCAGUGUUCACACUGAAAGCGUUCAGUGACAGUGUAUUUAGUCGACGGCAGUUUUCUGGAAAUGGUUUUGUUUUAGUUUCCUGCCUCCUCUGUUGGAGGAAAAUGAUCUCUGUUGAGUCACACACACUUGCUAAAUCUCCUCUCUGGCUUCUUAUGAUACAUAAAAACAACAUUUCCAAUGCAAUGGAAAUCAAUGCCACCAUCGCUGCAAGCAACAUUUUUUCACCUAUAUAUUCAAUAAUCCAAAUUUUAACAGCUAGAAAUCUCAUUGUUACGUACUUCUGUCUUUCUUCACUUCAGUUAUCUGCUUGAAGCAAACCAGAAAAUCUGGCUUGUGUUAUUGGACUGCGUAUAUUUUUAGUUUUUUUUUGUCCUUUUAGACUUGAAAACAAUGGCGACUCUCCCUUCUAUAAACUACUAAUAUACUCAUGUAGAUAUAGAGUUGAAGGUGAUGUGACUAUUGAAGUGUUCCCCCUUUAGAUGCAAACUAUUCAGAAACUUUCCCCCAUUAACCGCUCUAUUUUUAACCAUUGUUGUGUUUAAAAGGCAGAUGGAGCCUACUGCAUGUUGACUGAAUUGCAAUCAAGAGCCUGAUAGCGAAUGACAAAUGUCAUAAGAAUGUGUGACAUACUUUUUUGCUGAGCUGGGUAAAAGUUGCACUUGAAAUAGUUAGUUAUAGUUAUAUUAGUUAUAAUUUGUAAAAUAAAAGAUGCAGAUAAUAGAGAUUAACCAGACCUGUAAGAUGUUGUGGAGACAAUAAAAUUACCCUCAAGGGCAAAAUAAACAUAACCUAAAACCUAAUUUAUAACCAACUGUUUCAACAUGUGACCUUUCCCAGGUCUGAUUUAUGUUUCAGUGUCAAAGUGACUGUUUCAGAGCCUCUCAUGCAAUCCAUCUCACACAGUGAUUUAUAGUAGUCUAGGGAAUUCUCUGUGUACUUAUUUAAUUAACUACGUAGAUGAAGUUUGCCUCGGUGCAUUUUUGUAAAGGGAAGAAAGGUUGUGAGGCUUUGCAGAAAAGGAAACGAAUGCUAUUUGUAUUGUUCUCUCAUGGCAAACUAUAAAGGUGCUUUUUAAUCUAUCAAGAUAAAAGAUGAUAUACAUUGUAGUUUAUUUUGCCUAUUUUCCAAUCAUCGUUCAUGAAUUGAAGCUUUUUCUGUCAAUCAAUGAGAAAAACACAAAAAGAAAAUUGUUUGAGUGGAAAUGCCUCUGUCCUGCCUUUCAUUUCAGGUUAAUUGUUUUAAUGUUAAUCAUCUUUUUCCAUUGGUAAAAAAAAAAGAAGAAAAAAAAAACAUAACUCUUUGAAGUUGACUGUUUUGUCAUGGAAACAACAUGCUGGGGAAUUUAAUAGACGAAAUAGCCUGAAUCAUUUUCUAACAUCAAGGUAGAUCAAGUCAUUUGUUUUCCUCAUUGCAAGCCAACUAAGUAUUU